Messenger RNA from Sclerotinia sclerotiorum 1980 UF-70, 1989 nucleotides. RefSeq lists its product as hypothetical. Gene Ontology annotation, molecular function: RNA binding; protein binding. Lineage: Eukaryota; Fungi; Ascomycota; Leotiomycetes; Helotiales; Sclerotiniaceae. Bases 1 to 1989 code for a protein of 662 amino acids. The record is from RefSeq and is a predicted model, not a curated record. The transcript has 2 exons. Gene Ontology annotation, cellular component: nucleus. Gene Ontology annotation, biological process: poly(A)+ mRNA export from nucleus.
AUGAUGAACCGAACAUCGGCGCCUCCUAGAGGUCCGCGAAAUUCGUCUUCAAGCGCAAGAGGUGGUGGUCGCGUGGGUGGUGGGGGUAUUUCAAAACGACGAGCGGGUCCUAUUCGAGCCGAUAAAGAUGGAGAUUUGGAUAUGGAUACUACCACGGCCGCAAGUGGUCGCAAGAGUGGAAAGGGAGCCAUUGGAGGUUCUCUUCCAUCUGGACCGCGCGGGCAUGGUCGGGGAGGCGCAAGAAACACUAGUCGUGGUGGAGGAAGACUCGACCUCACACGAAACCCACAGGCCAUUCUCCGCGGCAUGGGAUCGCAAUCGCAACAAGCCAAUGUAUUGGUCACUCUUUGGAUCAAAGGACUGAAGGGAAGUAAAGCAGCUUUGAAUGAUGAUCAAGGUCUUUCAUCAUUAGUGUCAUUUAUCGAGCGCAAGGCUACGACUUUGGAAUCCAGGUCGAAGAGAUGUGUGAGAGUCAAAAAGUCACAUAAGAAAGGUGACAUCGUUGUUAUCUCAGUUACCCCGGAAGAUGCGGCCACCAUCAUGAAGUUGGAUGGUUUUGCGUUUGCUGGAUCAACUAUUGGAGUCCAAGACAGCGAGCCAUCGAAGAUGUCAGAGCCGAAGGAAGAGUCUGAGGAGGCUCGGUCAACUCGUGAGAAGAUUCAGGCGGUUCUCGCAGCUCGAUACGAUACCAACCUCAAGCUUUUAAACCUCUCGGCCUUGGGACAAGACGAGCAGUUGAGACAGAUGGGGAUCUUUCAAGACGACACUCUUGUCGCCAAGCUUUUCCCAGUUUUGAUGGUUAUUUGUAACAAAUUGUUCACCACCAAACAAGCUAAGAAAGACGCCAUAGUCAGUAUUACUUUGACCGACAACUACCUAACCGAUCUCUCCAAUGUCACUUCAUUGGCUUCAACAUUUCCUGAUUUGAAGAAUCUCGAUCUCUCCAGGAAUCAGUUCGAUAGUUUGGAAUCCCUAAAAUUAUGGCGAUGGAAGUUCCGACACCUCGAAAACCUCGUCUUGUCAGGCAACCCUAUAGAAACGCUCGUUCCAGAUUACACAACUGAGAUUGUAAGAUGGUAUCCAGAGCUUCAACAAUUGAGUGGCGUCCAAGUCAGAAGUGUCGCUCAAGUUGUUGCAGAUCUCGAAGCUAUCAAAACACCAUUCCCAAUUGCUAGCCCAUCUUUCCGAGAUGUCGGACAAGUUGCUGAAAACUUUGUCAAACAUUUCUUCGGGGCUUACGAUAAAGAUCGCAACACCUUACUUAGCAAUUUCUACGAUACUAGAUCCGCGUUCUCGCUCAUGGUCAAUAUGUCAGCAGUACGAGAUCGUGAUCACUCAAUGCCUGUCCCACCAUGGGCGGCAUACAACAAAUCUAAUCGAAAUUUUGUCAAAUACACACACUUAUCUACUAGAAUAUCUCGGCAAUCUACUGGUAUUGAGGAAAUACAACAAAUGUGGAGCGAUUUACCUAAAACAUUACACCCCGAAAUCGCUACACGACCGGACCUAUACCUUGUCGAAUGUCACCCUAUUCCAGGUCUUCCUGAUCUUUCUGGACAGAGCGCUGCUGGGGUUGACGGUCUCCUCAUUGACGUACAUGGCGAAUUUGAGGAGGAUGUUGCCAAUUUUGAAGGAAAAGCUCUUCGAAGCUUUUCACGAUACUUCAUUCUUGGUCCCGGAGGACCCAAUGGGCCCGCUAUCAGAGUUAUUAGUGAUAUGCUUUGCCUUAGAGCUUGGGGUCCUUUGCCUCAAAUUGCAGAAGUGUUUGUGCCUCCAAAAGUUCCAAUUGUUGCGCCGCCUUUUAACACUCUGCCCACUGGCGAGGAACUGAACAAAAUACGUGCCGAAAAACUUUCAGCUGAGACUGGCAUGAAUUUACAAUAUUCGGCUUUGUGCUUGGAGGAGACGGGAUGGGAUUUAGAUAAAGCCUUUGCUGCUUUCCAAGCCAACAUGGCAAAUUUACCGGCGGAGGCAUUUCAAAAGCCAUGA